AUGUUGAAGCCUUCAAACUCCUCCUUCAUGGAAAAGACUCUGCCCCUGAGGAAUAGGGUGGCAGACAAGAUCGAGUGGGUGAAACUUCGUACACCAAAGGUUGUCAAAUCGAGAGCAUUUCGAAGAGCGGCGACAAUUACAUCCGCUGUGUUCUUUGCUCUCACAUUCAUUAUUGUUUUGGCAAAAUUGACGAAUGCGGGUCUCUUUAUACCAAAACUUGUCAGCCAUAUCUCGAGAUAUCCCACAUGUCAGAGCAAGGGGAUCAAUGGAACAAGAGACAUAUGGGAAGCUUCACAGAAGAAGUACGAGAACCUGAGGGACGAUAAAUUUACAAUUGCCAUGCAAACGUAUCGUCGACCGAAGGAACUCCAAGAAACGCUCAACAUCAUCCUGAGCGAGGAAGUUCCCUCACUUCUCGAAAUAGUCGUCGUCUGGAACGACCUUGAGAACUAUCCCCCAGAUGACUACGUUUCAAAACACGGAGUGCCCGUCCGAUUCCGAAAGUCGAAGCGCAACAGUCUCAACGAAAAGCUCUGGCCCGAUCCCGACUACAAGACACAAGCGAUUCUGCUCUCAGACGACGAUGUCUACUAUCACCCGAGCGAUCUCGAGUUCGUCUUCCAGACAUGGCGCAAGUUUGGCAGGAAUCGAAUGGUCGGUGCUCUCGCUCGAUGCACGCCCGUCGAUACGUUUGGAUACCACAAGUACACGUUCUGCUCCAGCAGAUGGGGAGAGGAUGACUAUAACAUGAUUCUGACCAAUCUCGCUUUCUCACAUGUGUCGUUCCUCGACUAUUACUCUUCCAACGACACGAUCAUGACACAGAUCAGAGAGUAUGUCGACGAGGGCUUCAACUGCGAGGAUCUUGCCAUGAACUACGUCCAUGGACUUCUAACGGGCGAAGGGCCUCUUCUCAUCAAUGGACAUGAGAAAUAUGUCAACUUUGUUCCGAAAGUUGGAAUCAGUAUGAAGAAGGGUCAUAUGGAGGCCCGAAGUGCCUGUCUGAACGACUUUUCCAAGAUGUUUGGAUGUCACCCCUUGGUCGACGAGACCGGAUACAUCCAACGAGGUGUAUUGGUAAUGUGA
Fusarium tjaetaba is the source of this 1086-nucleotide messenger RNA. RefSeq names its product exostosin-like 3. Lineage: Eukaryota; Fungi; Ascomycota; Sordariomycetes; Hypocreales; Nectriaceae. Bases 1 to 1086 code for a protein of 361 amino acids. Gene Ontology annotation, cellular component: membrane. Gene Ontology annotation, molecular function: glycosyltransferase activity. The record is from RefSeq and is a predicted model, not a curated record. The transcript has 2 exons.